CAAUAAAUUAAUUUUGAGACCUCUGGUCCUAUUCUCUUUACCAAUUAAAGAGCCCUUCUCAAAUUCACUCAGUCAGUGUGUAACAAGUAUGCUCUAUCUUCAGAUUUUGGCAGUUUUGUUGUCUCUAAUCCCGAUUUUCUUCCUGCUUGGGAUCACAUCUGAUAUUUUUUGUGUGAGAUAUGGUGAUCGACACACAAGCUGCGACCAUAGCCCAUCCAGUUGCGGGGGCACCGACAUCAAUUUAAAGUGCCCGUUUCAAUUUAGUGGUGAUGAUCCAGAUUUGUGCCCUGAGGCUAUUGAAUUCUCUUGUGAAGAUAAUCGCACUGUUCUACCCGUUGUUGAUGGUAUCCAUCGGGAGAAACGGUAUAACUUUUCCGUGGAGUUGAACAGUAUUGAUUAUGAGCAACAGACACUUCGUAUAUUUGAUCCUGGGGUGCAAAAGAACAACUGUUCUACUCUGCCACUCUACCCAUUCAGUCCAUACGACGACUACUAUCAACAUGGAGAUUACCGCAUGGAGAUUGAUCCCCAUUCAGUCCAUUCGUUGGUCUUUGUCAGCUGUAAAAAUCCCGUGAAAUCGAAAUAUCCUCUUUAUGUAGACACUGCUUCCUGUAAUAUCACUGCAAAUCAUUACAGCUAUGUUGUGGUGGGCAAAAAUGUGGUGGCAUCUGAUAUUGAAGAGUCGUGCACUGUCUAUAAGACAGUUCCUGUAGACCGGCGGUGUCUCCCUAAUGUAACAGGAGGAGAUAUUUCGUUUCAAGACAUCCACAAUCUUCUGUCCAAUGGCCUUGAGCUCAGUUGGUUCCUAGCACUGUCCAGCAUGAGGAGGAGAUCCUUUCUUUGCGAUGUGGCUCUCAUAUUGACAGAAAUCUCCGAAUUCGUCUACCGACAUGUCUUCGGCCCAUAUAGAUAUGCAUAUUACUUUGAUUUUAGUGGCAUAGUUUCGGCUGUGCUUAUUGCAGCAAUAAAAGUCAUUGGCGUUAUCCUCUUGUUUGCUUUCCUCCUUUAUCGGUGUCGUCGGAGGCAUUUAUCGAGGUAUGAUACAAUAGAAGAUUUCCUACAAGCAAACAACAGCCUCAUGCCCAUUAGGUACUCAUACAAAGAAAUAAAGACAAUGACAAAAAAUUUUGAGGAGAAACUAGGUGAAGGAGGCUAUGGCUUGGUUUACAAAGGCAAAUUGCGCAGUGGAGGUACAGUUGCUGUCAAGAUGUUGAACAAAUCAAAAGCUAAUGGACAAGAUUUCAUCAAUGAAGUUGCAACUAUUGGAAGAAUACACCAUGUGAACGUGGUUCGGUUAGUGGGAUUUUGUGUUUCUGGCUCAAAACAUGCUCUAGUGUAUGAUUACAUGCCAAAUGGCUCUCUAGACAAGUUAAUUUUCUCAAAUUGUCAGAAUGGUUCUCCAUUGAGUUGGAAACAAGUUUGUGAGAUUGCAAAGGGGGUUGCUCGUGGCAUUGAAUACUUGCAUCAGGGGUGUGAUAUGCAAAUUCUGCAUUUUGAUAUUAAACCACAUAACAUCUUACUUGAUGAGAACUUUGUUCCAAAAGUUUCAGACUUCGGACUUGCAAAACUUUACCCGAUGCAAAAGAGUAUUGCAACUCUUACUGCCGUGAGAGGAACAUUAGGUUACAUGGCCCCGGAACUAUUCUAUAAAAAGAUUGGAAGAGUCUCAAACAAGACAGACGUUUACAGCUAUGGAAAGUUACUAAUGGAGAUGGCGGGAAGGAGGAGAAAUGUGGAUGAGCAUGCUGAGCAUUCAAGUCAAAUAUAUUUCCCUUCAUGGAUAUAUGACAAAUUCGAUCAGGUGGAGGAAAUGGAAAUCGGAGAUCAUGCAACUGAAGAAGAAAAGACAAUUACAAGAAAAUUGAUUUUGAUUGCAUUGUGGUGCACACAGAUGACACCUGAAGAUCGUCCUUCAAUGAGAGAAGUCUUAGAAAUGCUUGAAGGUGAUGCUAGUGGCCUAAAGUUGCCCCCUAAACCGUCAUUUUACCCUCCAGAUUCACCCAUAUCCAUGCAAAGAAGCAGCGAUAGUAGUUCUUCUGACGAGUCAACGGCACCCUUAUGUAGCUUUUUUGCUUUAGAAAUAGAGCAGAUGGAUGACUAAGUAGUACUUUCAGUGAAAGCUUUGCCUAGUAGAUUUGUCUUUCAAACUCUCAAAUGUACCAGAUAUAACAUGGCAAACUGAAAUAUCAGUUUGGUAUCAAUGAACUGAAGUGUAGCACCUUGAUAUAUGCUUCAUAUAUAAUAGUAAUACCAGCAUCAAUCUUUGAGUUCAA
Coffea eugenioides is the source of this 2273-nucleotide messenger RNA. RefSeq names its product rust resistance kinase Lr10-like. NCBI's taxonomy places the organism in Eukaryota, Viridiplantae, Streptophyta, Magnoliopsida, Gentianales, Rubiaceae. The record is from RefSeq and is a predicted model, not a curated record. Gene Ontology annotation, molecular function: protein kinase activity; ATP binding. Bases 89 to 2101 code for a protein of 670 amino acids. The transcript has 4 exons. Gene Ontology annotation, biological process: protein phosphorylation.